UGCAAAGUAACCAAUCCACAAAGACCAACUUGAAGGAGAGGCCUUUGCAGUGUUGAAGAGUACAGCCAAUCGAUAAUAACACAAGCUCCACUUUUAGCAGUAGUUCCCGAAGCUGUCGCCCCUGAAGUCAGUUUCCGCGACGGUCAGACGCGCUGGGCGCACGGGGGCGUUUCUGCUGGGCAGAUCGCGCAUGGGUACUGGUGGCCUGGUUUUUUCUUCUCCAAUCGAAAUGGCUCACGAAGAUUCUGUCGUUAUUAUUUCCUCAUCCCCCGAUUUUCCAUCGAUUUGUGACCUUCUGCCGAAAGCGACCAAGAAGCCCCCAUUGCGAAGUGGCAGCAAUGCCGCCCUAACCCCUUACGAUGCGCCCGUCACAUUCACCAGCGCCGCAAGCCAGUUGAAGUCGUCGCAUGCUUCUCAAUCGGAGCGCACGAGUCCGCGCAAGACACAGGUUGUGUCGGGCGUGACAGUUACGAAGUCACACGCCCGCAAUCCUCCGACCGAGCGACCGCCAGAACCCAAUGCGCAAGGCACGAACCUCGAAUCGAAAGAGGCGAACGAAAAACUGAAUGAAACGGGGAUUGUCACAAAGGGGAGGAGGAGCGCAAGACCUGGAUCCCGGGAAGUGGCAGCGGAGCCCAGGACAAUUGUGUCAGUCGACGAGGUUCAUCCGCAGCCUGGGGGGGGGUUAAGUCCAGUCCAAGGUUCAGCCGAGGCGGAAAACACGCUACCGAAGUCCAGAGUCAGGACGACAGUAAAGGAACGGCGACCCAAAAAGAGGACCGAGACCGUCAGCCGACAUUUUGCUCCUCAGGGUUCUGCGCCGAAGCCUCUACCCGAGUUGAUUGCGGAUCCGAUUGAAGAUGAAUCGGUCAUGCUUGAGCCCGCGAUGAGGCGGAAGAGGGAUUGGACGCCUCCUCGUGAGAGUGUGCGAAGUUACUGUUCAGCCGACUCUUCCACGACGAAGGAACCACAGUCUUCGCAGGACAAUAUCUUCGAAACGCUCCAAGAAACGUAUGGAUUCGUUGCGGACCCUGCCACGCAUGUCAAAGUCACAUUGCCCCUUCCGGAUACCGAGGUCCUUGGAAAACGAAAAAUCAUCGAAAUGGCCUCAAUAGGGAACAAGCAAAAAUCACCAGACGCCUCCCCCACAAAGCCGAAAGCACCAAAAAAGAGACCCCGGACGAUCACGGACCUGGCGACAGCGGCUUACCGUCCGUCAGAGAAGCAGAGUGUCCCUUCUGCGGAGACGCGCACGGGUUCUUUGUUUACCUACCUUGAAUCACCCAAAGAGCAGGCAACAAUCGCGCCGAAAGAUGCAAGUGCCAAACCGAAAGCCUCGAGAGGUACCAAGGCAAAGGCUGGCAAGAGAAAAGAGCAGCCUCCCAAACCUAUCCUUCUCUCCCCGACCAGUGCUAUGCGACAAGUGGCCAACCAAGACUUCGUGUUUGGGACAGCGAGCCAGUUGGCCACCGAAGACGACCCCGUACUUCUCCGGGCGCUGCACGAGGCUAUGCAAGUGUCAAAUCAAGCUGAUAGUGGCUCGGAUCUCAGCCCCAGCCCUAAGCCUGUGAACAGCAAGCUCGCCGGGCGCAAAAGGCCAGGCGCGGGACUUUGGGCCGCUGGCGCUCGCUACGAUGACGGUGACCUGGGUGUGGAUGUGCUGGAUCUGACACGCUCUUCUCCUCUGCUUCUGGAUAAAAGUGCCCCGGAAGAUCUAUAUGCGAAUCAUGAGCCAGCACUUUCAGUCCUUUCACAUAAAAAGGCCGGCAUGGAAGUCGAGCUGCCAGAUGACAGUUUUGCUCUCAGCAGCUCGCCGCCAGUCGGUCGCCACAAUUCUUCACCACCCUCCGCAUCACGCAACAUUCGGCAAGCGGUGGUGCAACGUGAUCAGGGGAGUUCUUCAUUGAAUAACCAUCCGCAGAUUACUCCAGAAGAAUCGGAUUUGGGGCCACCGCCGAGUAACCAGGAACAAUACGACGAGCUUCUGCUGUCACAAUCCAACAGCUCACGACAAGAGGAGCCUGUGAGGCCCCCAGCACCGAACUAUGAGAUGUACAGUGAUGCACGUCUUGCCAAGGAGGUUGCGUCCUACGGUUUCAAAGCGGUAAAGAAACGGACGGCAAUGAUAGCGAUUCUGAAACAGUGUUGGGAGAGUCAAAACAAGACGACAUUUGGAAGUAGAGCUACCUUUGCCGCCAUGUCGACAUCAUCUACAAACGGCAGUGGCUCAUCUCCCAAGCCCAGGGACCGGGCUGGAAGGAGCACUACGGGUCCGAGGUCCGGUCUUGAAGGGCCGGCGCCAAGUACUCGCCGUGGGAAAAAAUCGGUUACAGCUGGUGCCGCCGCCGAGACCGAAGCACCCCAACCUAUGAAGCGGCCCCGCGGAAGACCAAGGAAGAGUUCUACGGCAUCGUCUGUUUCGAAUACUACAGAAGCACGAGCAUUCUCGCCAGCGAAUUCCGGGCGAGAUAUUCCAGCUUCUGUCAGGGACACUGAGAGCGAAGGGGCUCGCGUCGAAAAGCGUGCACAGGGCCAGACAGGGAUUGAUAACGGUGCAAUUUCCUCAAACCAGGCACCGGGGGUAAGAACGGCAACAUCUCCGAAGAACGCCAGAUGCUCGCCGAAGCGAAACAACCCUGCUCCAUCCACACCGGGGGGAAAGUCCUCGUCAAAACAGGUCCUUGAAAUCCCCGACUCGGACUCGGACGAUCCCUUUGGCUCAACCCCAGGUUCGUCACCAGAAAGGUGGGCUGACGCGUUCUCGCCACCGCCAGCAAUGGAUCUCUCGGUGACUGAAGAUACCGAGACGUCGCUCAUAGCCAGCCCGACGAGCCACCAGGUGUCCCUCUUCCGGUACAUUACCAAAGCGAUUGUCAAUGCGCCACGAGCGACAAACCCGGAGGAGCCGAGCUGGUACGAAAAGAUGCUCAUGUACGAUCCGAUCAUUUUGGAGGAUCUGACUGCAUGGUUGAACUCGGGGCAGCUAGACAAAGUGGGAUAUGACGGGGAGGUAUCUCCUGGCGAUGUCAAGAAGUGGUGCGAAAGCAAGAGCGUGUGUUGCCUCUGGCGGGUGAAUUUGAGAGGGCAGGAGAGGAAGAGGUUUUGAAAACUUUUCCUGGCCAAGGUACAGCUGGCUGCACUGCGUGAAUGCGUGGAGUGGUCGAACGGAAAGAAGCUUGGGAUAUUAUUAAGCGGCAGCAAGGGUGACGCUUCUGAUGAAAACAUUGGCCACCACACGAGCAAGCUCUUUUUCUUGUCAUACUAAUAACCUGCAGUACUAUUCUCCAUCAAUCCGUCACGUCACGCUGUAUCCGUAUCCUUGUCCUACCCGCCAUUGUCCUCCGUUUCCCCAGAUCUUAGAUCGGCGCCGAGUGGGG
This is a messenger RNA of Thermothelomyces thermophilus ATCC 42464, 3377 nucleotides long. RefSeq lists its product as uncharacterized. The transcript has a single exon. Gene Ontology annotation, cellular component: Slx1-Slx4 complex; nucleus. Lineage: Eukaryota; Fungi; Ascomycota; Sordariomycetes; Sordariales; Chaetomiaceae. Gene Ontology annotation, molecular function: 5'-flap endonuclease activity. The record is from RefSeq and is a predicted model, not a curated record. The coding region runs from base 230 to 3106 and encodes 958 amino acids. Gene Ontology annotation, biological process: DNA replication; DNA repair.